Molecule: messenger RNA, 1524 nt
Organism: Solea senegalensis (Senegalese sole)
Lineage: Eukaryota; Metazoa; Chordata; Actinopteri; Pleuronectiformes; Soleidae
Product: 4-galactosyl-N-acetylglucosaminide 3-alpha-L-fucosyltransferase 9-like
Exons: 1
Coding region: 8-1153 (381 amino acids)
Cellular component (GO): membrane
Molecular function (GO): alpha-(1->3)-fucosyltransferase activity
Source: RefSeq, a predicted model, not a curated record
GUGAAUCAUGCUCCUCACAGGCGGUCAGACGACUUCCAUGCGCACGUGUGUCUUCAGCUGCAUCAUGGUGUUGUGUUUCGCUGGACUUUUCUUCAUGUAUUACAAGCCUCAUAUCAACUUCCCCACUUUUGCCGUUUACACGGAGAGAAGUAACCACUCUUGUGAGUGUCCAGUGGACGCAGUGGAGCAGAGAUCAAACCCCAACUGUUCCUCCGAGCCGCAGAUCGCCCCAACUGUUGUCCAGAAGAUCCAGGAGGACGCUGAGCCCGACACUGUGGUCUUGGUCUGGUUCUGGCCGUUUGGUGCUAGGUUUGAUCUCAGCUGCGACACAUACAACAUCAAAAGAUGCGUCUUGACGGCGGACAAGUCUCUCUAUGAUGAAGCCCAUGGUGUUCUCAUCCACCACAGGGACAUCAGACGGGACAACUUGCCAAAAGAUCCUCGUCCCUGGUUCCAGAAGUGGGUGUGGUUUAACAUGGAGGCACCAACAAACGCACAACAAGUCCCUCACAUUGAUGAAUUAUUCAACUUGACCAGCAGUUAUCGCCUGGAGUCAAACAUCCCUGUGCCUUAUGGACAUUUGGAGCCACGAGCAUCUGGAGAGGAGACUUUCCAAGUGCCACCAAAGGACAAGCUGGUCUGUUGGAUUGUGAGCAACUGGAACCCAAAUCAUAGACGAGUUCAGUUCUACAGUGAAUUGAAAAAACAUGUGAAUAUAACUGUUUAUGGACGAGCUUUUGGAAAACCAGUCAAUGGUGAAGAAUAUAAUCACAUUGUAUCUCGUUGUAAAUUUUACCUGUCCUUUGAAAACUCUGUGCACAAAGACUACAUUUCAGAGAAGUUGUAUCACCCUCUGAUGUUAGGAACUAUACCUGUUACUCUGGGCCCCACAAGGCAAAACUAUGAGGACCAUGUCCCAGGUGAUUCUUUCAUUCAUGUCCAUGACUUCCCCACAGCAAAGCAGCUGGCAGACAGGCUACUUUACCUCGACCGAGAUGAUACUGAAUAUAUGAAAUACUUUGACUGGACAAAAAAGUAUAAAGUUGAAAGGGCAGCGUUUGGUACAACACACGCCUGCAGAACAUGCGCUUACCUACAACAACACAGAGGGUACGAGGCUUCUCGGAAUCUUAAAGAGUGGUUCUGGGGUUAAUGUGAAACAGAUUUAAUGUCACCUCAUGUGCAAGUAGAAGGGAGUUGACAUGGCAUGGUAAGACUGGUACCCAAAAGGUGUGGAGAUGUACAUAUAUAUAUAUAUAUGCAAAUAUAUGCAAAAUAACUGCGCCGUCCUGUGCCGAGGUGUGUCGAGCCGGUGGAUGAACAAACGUGUAUUUCACAGAGCGUUCAGGAAAGAACACGCCCGACCCGACAAUUACAUUUCUGUUCCACUCCCUGGAAACAUGGAAACACAAAAGACAUUAAAAGAUAAUUAUAACUUCAUAAUGAUUGUCAUUUUCAGAUGAUGUAACCUGAACCCAAUGGAGAGCAGGGAGGUACAAAAUAAAAUGAAAAGGUUUCAUUGUU